Molecule: messenger RNA, 270 nt
Organism: Puccinia triticina
Lineage: Eukaryota; Fungi; Basidiomycota; Pucciniomycetes; Pucciniales; Pucciniaceae
Exons: 2
Coding region: 1-270 (89 amino acids)
Source: RefSeq, a predicted model, not a curated record
AUGAAUCCGCCAAGCCAACCAGCCAAACCGCUCUCUGGCAUCCGUGACGAAAAUGCGGCAAGCAAAGGUAACACCUCUGAUCAGUCCAUUUUUCAACCACGCCAAUCAACACAAGCCUUGUCAUCCACUGCGGUGUCCAAAAAUCCGAAGCGCAAACAGAAGAAAUCACGCGGACAGUCCUCGCCUCAGCCUGCCACAGAGAAAUUGACUCAAAAGCGUGUGAAGUCUAAGGCAAGUGUGGCCAUUACACAAGCACAGGUGGGUAAAUAA